Balaenoptera acutorostrata (minke whale) is the source of this 2520-nucleotide messenger RNA. It is a transcript of the gene CADM3, whose product is annotated as cell adhesion molecule 3. The record is from RefSeq and is a predicted model, not a curated record. The transcript is spliced from 10 exons. Bases 161 to 1453 code for a protein of 430 amino acids. Gene Ontology annotation, cellular component: presynaptic membrane. Gene Ontology annotation, biological process: homophilic cell-cell adhesion. NCBI's taxonomy places the organism in Eukaryota, Metazoa, Chordata, Mammalia, Artiodactyla, Balaenopteridae.
AGCAGCGCCGGCUCCCUCCCGGUCCCCGCCUCGGCCCCGGGCUCCGAAGCGGCUCGGGGGCGCCCUUUCGGUCAGUGUCGUCGUCUACCCCCUCCCCAGCCCCAGCCCCUGGGGACCCAGGCUCGCCAGCGCCCAGCCAGGGAGCCGGCCGGGAAGCGCGAUGGGGGCCCCUUCCGCCCUGCCCCUGCUCCUGCUUUUCGCCAGCUGCUGGGCGCCCGGCGGGGCCAACCUCUCCCAGGACGGCUACUGGCAAGAGCAGAAUUUGGAGCUGGGGACUCUGGCUCCACUCGAAGAGGCCAUGAGCUCCACAGUCUGGAGCAGCCCUGACAUGCUGGCCAGUCAAGACAGUCAGCCCUGGACAUCUGAUGAGACAGUGGUGGCUGGUGGCACCGUGGUGCUCAAGUGCCAAGUCAAAGAUCAUGAGGAUUCAUCCCUGCAAUGGUCUAACCCUGCCCAGCAGACUCUCUACUUUGGGGAGAAGAGAGCCCUUCGAGAUAAUCGGAUUCAGCUGGUUAGAUCUACGCCCCAUGAGCUCAGCAUCAGCAUCAGCAACGUGGCCCUGGCAGACGAGGGUGAAUACACUUGCUCCAUCUUCACUAUGCCCGUGAGAACUGCCAAGUCCCUCGUCACCGUGCUCGGAAUCCCACAGAAGCCCAUAAUCACUGGCUACAAGUCAUCGUUACGGGAAAAGGAUACAACUACCCUAAACUGUCAGUCUUCUGGGAGCAAACCUGCAGCCCAGCUCACCUGGAGGAAGGGUGACCAAGAGCUUCAUGGGGAACCAACCCGAAUACAGGAAGAUCCCAAUGGCAAAACCUUCACCGUGAGCAGCUCAGUCACCUUCCAGGUCACCAGGGAGGAUGACGGGGCAGACAUUGUAUGCUCUGUGAACCAUGAAUCUCUAAAGGGAGCUGACAGAUCCACCGCUCAACGCAUUGAAGUUUUAUACACACCAACAGCGAAGAUUAGGCCAGACCCUCCGCAUCCCCGCGAGGGCCAGAAGCUGUUGCUCCACUGCGAGGGGCGUGGCAAUCCCGCCCCCCAGCAGUACCUAUGGGAGAAGGAGGGCAGUGUGCCACCGCUAAAGAUGACCCAGGAGAGCGCCCUGAUCUUCCCCUUCCUCAACAAGAGUGACAGCGGCACCUACGGCUGCACAGCCACCAGCAACAUGGGCAGCUAUAAGGCUUACUACACUCUCAAUGUGAACGAUCCCAGUCCGGUGCCCUCAUCCUCCAGCACCUACCACGCCAUCAUUGGUGGGAUUGUAGCUUUCAUCGUCUUCCUGCUGCUCAUCCUGCUCAUCUUCCUUGGCCACUACUUGAUCCGGCACAAAGGAACCUACCUGACACACGAGGCGAAAGGCUCUGAUGACGCCCCAGAUGCGGACACAGCCAUCAUCAACGCAGAAGGCGGGCAGUCGGGCGGGGACGACAAGAAGGAAUAUUUCAUCUAGGGGCAGCCCCCCAGGGACCCCGUGGGGACUGCUGGGGCCAUCACCAACCUGGACUUGUACAGAGCGACCCCAGGGCCGCCCCUCCCGCUUGCUCCCCAGCCCCCCCCCCACACCCCCCUGUACAGAAUGUCUGCUUUGGGUGCGGUUUUGUACUCGGUUUGGAAUGGGGAGGGAGGAGGGCGGGGGGAGGGAAGGUUGCCCUCAGCCCUUUCCAUGGCUUCUCUGCGUUUGGGUUAUUAUUAUUUUUGUAACAAUCCCAAAUCAAAUCCGUCUCCAGGCUGGAGGGGCAGGGGUCCUGGGGUGAGGAAAGCAAAAAACAAAAAAGAAAACAAAAACAAAAUUAAAAAAACCCAGAGUGUUAGGAGGAGAAUUAGGAGAGGGUAAGGGCAGGAAAGAAGCGGGGUCAGUUUGGUGGGGGGCUCUCACCAGCCCUCCAUCUUCUACAGCAGGAGCUCUUCCUGGACUUCUCCAGGGACGGGGAGGUUGUGAGCAGGAGCUGGAGGUGGCUUUUCCUCUGUUAGUCGCACACCUUGAGCUCUGGACAGAGGAGCAGGUACCAUCUGACACCCCCUUCUCCACCCCAACAGGAAAGGAGUGAAUGGGGGUCCCCGAGGGGAUGUGACCUGCAGGUGGCAUGCAGCCACGUGUGCGGGGGCCCAGGGCUUCCCCGUGGGGGAGGACACAGGUCCUUGCAGGAGGGGCAGACUUGGAGAGGAAGGAUGGCAGAGAUGGCCCCCCACGAUGAAUGAAGCCAGGCCCUUUUCCCAGGAACCGCCCUCGGUGGGGAUAGCAGAGCAAGGCUGCCCUCCUUGCUCCAGCAGCUGUGGGAGAGGCACUGCUCUGGGCCCUAAACUGCAUCCGCUUCCCCGCCGAGGGGCCCUUCGCUCUCACCCGAGCCCUGGACUGUGGCAACCACUCAUCUUACGGCAUUGCUCGGCAACUCCUCCUCCCUGUCUCGUGCUGCCCUGUGCCCCUUCUUGUUCCCGAAGCUGUCCCUUAGUCCUCCCUCCCUCCCUCAGCAGCCAGGCAGACAUAACAACAAAAAUACUAAAAGGAGCUUCACUGCA